This is a messenger RNA of Haemonchus placei, 234 nucleotides long. Lineage: Eukaryota; Metazoa; Nematoda; Chromadorea; Rhabditida; Trichostrongylidae. The record is from the annotation of a GenBank genome assembly.
AUGGGUUUCGAUGUUUUGGGAAAUAUAUCCGAGUUUUCAGAAGCCCUGACGAACUGCGAAUUCUUCGUGUUAGCUGGAGCAGUCUUGCUGCUUCUGUUCAUCGUAUGGUCAAAGAUCUCACUUAUUCUCUAUCACGGUUAUACUCGAACCGAACGCGAAGCACUUUAUCGGCGACGAAUUUCAUCUGGUUAUCAAAUGACUAGAAGUAACACGUUUCCUCCUACACUUGUAUGA